Necator americanus (New World hookworm) is the source of this 588-nucleotide messenger RNA. RefSeq lists its product as uncharacterized. The record is from RefSeq and is a predicted model, not a curated record. Bases 1 to 588 code for a protein of 195 amino acids. NCBI's taxonomy places the organism in Eukaryota, Metazoa, Nematoda, Chromadorea, Rhabditida, Ancylostomatidae. The transcript has 4 exons.
AUGCAGGACGAAAUUUCCCUACUCGUGUCUAUUGUUGUUGUUGUAUGUUGGAGCGCGAACAAGGAAGACGCUUUGCGAUGCGAAUUCCUUCGCAAAGUGCAUCCAAAACGCUGCAAGGGUAGCACUCCUGGUUCAAAUGCGGAAGAAAUCUCCACUGCCAAUGGAACCAAUGGACUGGCUGUCAGUGAAGCAACCCUUCCACCUCCGAGGAAUCACUUCAAGACCUUGCAGAAGCUCCAGGCGCCGUCAGCUUCUAAACUUGAACACGUUCACAGACAGACAUUUGCGGCUCUACUGAAUUUUGAAGCCACUUUCGACUCUCCUCAUCAUCGCCGUCUUCUCAGGGCGCUCCACGAAAAUGGAGUACCAGGAAAGGUGAUGACUGGAGUAGGGGCAGUGGUUGGAAAGUCCCUCUUCAACUUCGCUAUCAAUGACAGAAUAGUCUCUCAGUGUCCUGCCGACAUCUUAGCACCGUCAGGGUGCUCCUUGACUGAUCUUGAGUACGACGAUGAUGUUGUUAUAUUUGCGGAAAGCAGUAUGAAACUUCAACAUGUUGUCAACCUUGUAUCGAAGCUGGCUGCAGCCUAA